Molecule: messenger RNA, 1722 nt
Organism: Aspergillus candidus
Lineage: Eukaryota; Fungi; Ascomycota; Eurotiomycetes; Eurotiales; Aspergillaceae
Product: heme peroxidase
Exons: 1
Coding region: 102-1658 (518 amino acids)
Biological process (GO): hydrogen peroxide catabolic process; cellular response to hydrogen peroxide
Cellular component (GO): cytosol
Molecular function (GO): catalase activity; heme binding
Source: RefSeq, a predicted model, not a curated record
CCGGCAACGACGUCCGCUACGCGGCCGAGACUGCAGAGGAGCAGGCCCGCCAGGCCAACAUCGCCACCCGCGAGCUCGAGAACCCCCUGGCGGCCUCCCAUAUGGGCCUCAUCUACGUAAACCCCCAAGGCCCCAACGGGGAGCCGGACCCGCAGGCGGCCGCCCGCGACAUUCGCAUCACCUUCGGCCGCAUGGCCAUGAACGAUGAGGAGACGGUCGCCCUCAUCGCCGGUGGCCACACCUUCGGGAAGACCCACGGUGCUGGUCCCGGCGACCAGGUCGGGCCCGAGCCGGCCGCCGCGGGCAUCGAAUCACAGGGGCUGGGCUGGGCCAACGGGUACCGGUCUGGCCGGGGCGCCGACGCCAUCACCAGCGGGCUCGAAGUCACCUGGACGUCAACGCCUACCCGCUGGGGGAUGGGCUUCCUCGACUACCUCUUCCGCUUCGAGUGGGAGCUGACCAAGAGCCCCGCAGGCGCCAACCAGUGGACGGCCAAGGACGCGGGCGACAUCGUUCCCGACGCCUUCGACCCGAACAAGAAGCAGAAGCCGCGUAUGCUGACCACUGAUCUGGCCCUGCGCGCCGACCCAGCCUACGAGAAGAUCGCGCGGGGCUUCCUCGCCAAUCCCGAUCGGUUCGCCGAUGCCUUUGGCCGUGCCUGGUUCAAGCUGCUGCACCGCGACAUGGGACCUCGGUCGCGCUGGCUGGGUCCCGAGGUGCCCUCGGAGACGGUCCUGUGGGAGGACCCCAUCCCGGCCCCGAGCCACCCGCCGAUUGACAGCGAGGACAUUGCCGCGCUGAAACGUGAGAUCCUGGCUACGGGCAUCGACCCGGCGGACUUCAUUCGCACGGCGUGGGCGUCCGCGUCGACCUUCCGCGGCGGCGACAAGCGCGGUGGAGCCAACGGAGCGCGCAUCCGGCUGGCGCCUCAGAACGGGUGGGAGGUCAACCGGCCGGACGCGCUGCGGGCGGUGCUCGCGGCGCUGGAGGGGGUGCAGGCGCGCUUCCACGCGGCCCAAACGGGCAACAAGCGGGUGUCGCUGGCGGAUCUGAUCGUACUGGCCGGCUGCGCGGCGGUAGAGCGGGCGGCCGGUACCCCGGUGCCCUUCACGCCGGGGCGGAUGGACGCGCAGCCGGAGCAGACGGACGCCGAGUCGUUUGAGUGGCUGCGGCCGGCGGCGGAUGGGUUCCGCAAUUACGGCGCCUCCAACUUGCGUGUGCACACCGAACAGGCGCUCGUCGACAAGGCGCACUUGCUAACGCUGUCGGCGCCGGAGAUGACGGCGCUGGUGGGCGGGCUGCGGGCCUUGAACGCCAACUGGGACGGGUCGGCGCAAGGUGUGCUCACCCAACGCCCUGGAACCCUGACCAACGACUUCUUUGUCAAUCUGCUGGACAUGGGCACCUUGUGGAAGCCCGUCGACGGAGACCGGUUCGAGGGUGUCGACCGGCAGACGGGGGCGCCGCGCUGGACCGCCAGCCGCGUCGACCUUGUGUUCGGGUCGCAGCCAGAGCUGCGCGCGUUGGCAGAGUUGUACGGCAGCUCAGACGGUCAGACGCUGCUGGUGCGCGACUUUGUGGCUGCGUGGGAUAAGGUGAUGAAUCUGGAUCGGUUUGACGUGGCGGUGUCGCCGGCGGCGGGACGGCCUCGACUGUGAUUAUGACAUGAAUUGCGGAUUGAUAUGAUAAGUCUAGUAUUGAAUUAAGUUUGUUCUUCUGCAA